Messenger RNA from Spirometra erinaceieuropaei, 534 nucleotides. Lineage: Eukaryota; Metazoa; Platyhelminthes; Cestoda; Diphyllobothriidea; Diphyllobothriidae. The record is from the annotation of a GenBank genome assembly.
AUGGUCGAAAUUCCUGUCGGCGCCGUCGCCGCCGCCGAAAAGAACGCAUCCGUAAAGAACCGCAGGUGUCAGUUGAGGGACACGGUCCAGUCGACGGCCCUGGCUGUCCGCGUUCGCGCUCGUUGCCAACAUCAGGGCUGGUUUGACGACAAUGAUGACACCUUUAAGAACCUUCUCGCUAAGCAACAUCGAGUGCACAAAGCCCACGUCAACCGUCCCAUCGACAACAAUAAAGCAGCAGUCGCCGCCUUGUGCAACAGCGGCUGCGCGGAUUGCAGGACGCUUGGACGGCCCGCAAGGCCGAGGAGAUCGAAGGAUAUGCCGAGACCAACGAAUGGAAUGAUUCCUUCGACGCGAUCAAAACUGUCUGCAGUCCCACACCCAAAGGCAUCACUCCUCUUCCCAGCGCCGACUGAACUACCCUUCUCGAUGAGAAGACGCAAAUUCUGCAGCGAUGGGCAGAGCACUUUAGAGGCGUCCUUAACCCUCGUUCCACGAUCUCUGACGCCCGCAUCGUCCGUCUGCCUGAAGUGA